Messenger RNA from Drosophila santomea, 2316 nucleotides. Its product is annotated as beta-1,3-galactosyltransferase 1. The transcript is spliced from 2 exons. Bases 232 to 1605 code for a protein of 457 amino acids. The record is from RefSeq and is a predicted model, not a curated record. NCBI's taxonomy places the organism in Eukaryota, Metazoa, Arthropoda, Insecta, Diptera, Drosophilidae. Gene Ontology annotation, cellular component: membrane. Gene Ontology annotation, molecular function: hexosyltransferase activity.
AUCUACAAUCAGCUGAACCGAACAACCAUUCGCAGUUUUUAUCAGAUCUGAUUAAAUUCCUAUUAUUAAGUUUACUUUGUUCUUAUACAAAAAACGAUUUAAUGUGAACAACAGCCGUGAAUGAUAAACCCAUUCCAACUCUGAUAGCCUUAUCAGCUAGACGCCCCAAUAGUUGCCAAAAUGUGCACAGUACAUUUAAAAGCAGGCGGAGGACUAGUGCGAUAAGCAAUAAUGGAUAGAAGGUGGAAUCCAGAGAACGUCGAGGAGCAGUGCCUUCUCCUGGCGACGGAUAUUUCCACCACCUCAAGAGCGGUGGCCACCAGCGGGGCCGUACGCAGCAAAACGAAGCUGAGGCAGCGGCAGCUAAGAAAUCGCAUGCCGCUUCCCAGGAUGCUGAGACGCCUCGGCUGCUACACACUGAGCGCCUUUAUAAUCUUUGUGCUACUCCUCGUCUACCUACCGCUCGUCUACUUGGAUGUGCACAAGCGUAGUGCUGGUCUCCCCGAUUGGACUCUAGAGACCUCCCGCAGCAUAGGUGACUACCUGGAUCUCGGGCGCAGCUCUGCUCUCAUUGUUCCCAAGGACUUUUGCCGGAAUAAGACCUUCCUGGUAAUCGCCGUAUGCACCGGCGUCGACAACUUUAUUCAGCGACAGACCAUCCGCGAGACCUGGGGCAACACCAACGAGUUCAACUACCCAGCCUUUGCAAAGCUCCAUGGCCAUCUCAAAGGGCACUACCUGCCGCCACUUCCGGACCGAUUAAAGACGUACGGGGAUUAUUUGAGCGGCGAGGGCGACUCAAUGACUGCCUCAGUGCGCAUUGUUUUCAUUGUGGGCCGCCAGAAAGAUGAGGCCCUGUUAGGAAACGAGACCCUGACUCGCAUUCACAUUGAAUCGGAACAAUACAAUGACAUUAUACAAGAUAACUUCGUGGAUAGCUACAACAACCUGACGCUGAAGUCUGUGAUGGCUCUAAAGCACAUCAGCCACAGUUGCUUUAAUACCUCGGCCUUCUUCCUCAAAUGCGACGAUGAUACCUUUGUGAAUAUACCGAACUUGCUACACUUUCUGCUCGGAGGAACAAUACCUUUGUACAACGAUACCCUGGACUACCACGAUAGAUCCACUUAUUUGGUCACUUCCCCGCAAAACCGAUUGAAAGCCAGUAGCGAGGUUAUGUAUGGCCAUCAGUUUUGCAACGUAGUGCCGGUUAGCGAAGUAAGCAGCAAGUGGUAUAUGCCCUCAUACAUGUAUCAGCCGGAGGCGUAUCCCAAGUAUCUUUCCGGAGCCGGGUAUCUGUUGUCCAUCGAUGCAGUACAGCGUUUGUUCGAGGCUUCGUUUAAUACGACGCUGGUCUACCUGGAGGACGUGUACAUUACUGGGUUGUGUGCGCAAAAGGCUAAGAUCAGGAGACACCACCACCCACUCUUCAGUUUUGCCCACUCGAAACAGAUGUGCGCUUUUAAGGGCAGCAUCACACAGCAUCAGUUAAAAGACGAUAGCAUGGUGGUCGCCUGGAACCACGUCUCCAACUACUCCAUUAAAUGUCCGUCUCCGGGGCGGUUCUUUAGCCAAGUUCGACUGCGCAAGCGGCCGAUCUGUUAGAAGUCCUAAAAUAGAUCUUCAGGGUAUGUCCACUACCCCUUCCCAUUUCUCCUGCUCUCUGAAAAAAACCAAAAGCCUACAUGUUAUAUUGGCUCGGCAAAGAUUCUUGACAUUCAGUUCCUAAAAUUUCUUUGGAAGCAGCUUGGUUUAUAAAACGUAAUCAGCUUGAUUGACAGUCAAUAGUGAUAUUUAAUCCUAAUGAAGUCUAUACAUACAUAUGCAGAUCAUUAACGUAUACAUCAUAUUUCUUUUGAAUUAUUUACGAAUACUUCGCUCAAAAAAAACUGUGUAUAUACAAGUUAGAUUGAUCAUGGCCUAGCACCCCCAAUACUCCAUAUCAAUGUUAAAAGUAAUGCACAAGUCAGCUAUCUGAUAAAUCUGCAUAUAUUCUUAGAAUACCCAGAUCUUAAGAAAUUAUUUAAAGACAGAGUUUAAAAUAGAAAAGUAAGUAUUUAUUUUUUGCCAUCACGUAUAUUAUUAUUUACCAUUGUAACUUAGUGUUUAGUUGGCACACUCCACCAGUACAUUUUUCACUUUUUAAUAAGUUCACGUGUAAAUUUCCCUGGUUCAGCCUACUUAAUUGACGCACAGGAGUCUUCUUUAAUAAAAAAUAAUUUGUUUAGUUUUGAAAACUAAUUUAUUAAAUCACGUUUCCAAAUAAACAGUUUUGUUGUUGUUCAAAAAACCGAAUAAAAUGUUGUAACCAGUCUU